Acanthamoeba castellanii str. Neff is the source of this 1680-nucleotide messenger RNA. RefSeq names its product kelch repeat-containing protein. The transcript is spliced from 7 exons. Gene Ontology annotation, cellular component: Golgi apparatus. The record is from RefSeq and is a predicted model, not a curated record. The annotation marks the transcript as partial. Gene Ontology annotation, molecular function: protein binding. Lineage: Eukaryota; Discosea; Longamoebia; Acanthamoebidae.
AUGCUGCAUUUUGGCAAGAAGAACGCGACGAAAAGCAAGCGAGGUACCUGCUCUCUCUAUAACUUUUUUGAAAUAAUACGUUUCUCCUUCAGUCCAUUUAUGGAUUUUAUAUUUGUGAUAAACGCGGCACCACCAGGGGUGGAGUGGGAGGGGCGCACCAAUUGGAACCAACUGGCCACUGGCGGCGACGCGCCGCCGGCUCGCUACGGCCACUCCCUCGUCACCAUCCGAGCACCCGCUUCUAAGGGCUCCGGCACAGCGGCUUCGGUGAUACUCUUCGGCGGGUCCAACCAAGUCGAGUUCUCCAACGAGGUCUUUGCGCUCUCGUGGCGCGACAAGCGCUGGCGCGUGCUGCAGGAGGGCGGCCCUGACGAGGACGCGCCGCCCGCGCAGCAAGGCGGCGCCGCGGCGACGAUGCCCAUCAAGCGCCACUUCCACACGGCCGUCGUGUGGCCCAACCCGGCGGCCGCUUCCUCGUCAAACGGCGAACCGAACCACAACGACAAGAAGGAGAAGAAGGACAAGAAAGACAAGAAGGGCAAGCAGAAGUGCGAAGAGGCUGAGCAUAACCACAACAAGGAGGAGGAAGCGGAGGAGGGAGGAGAAAAGCCCUCGCCGGCCGGCAAGAUGUUCGUCUUCGGCGGCAAGAGCAACGGCUACCUCAACGACCUCUGGCAGUUCGACCCCGAGGCGAAUACGUGGGAGGAGGUGAAGCCGGCGGAUCAAGCCAACCGGCUGCCGGUGAAGCGCUACGGCCACAGCGCGGUGGUGCGCGAUGACGAGAUGUGGGUGUUCGGCGGAUUCGACAGCGAUUCGUGGACCUGCUCCGAUCUGUGGUCCUUCCACUUUGUGAGCAAGGAGUGGAAGAGAUCCGAGUUCAAGAAGAACAAGCCGGCACCCGCACCGCGGUUCCAACACUCAGCAGUGUACAGCAGGACGCGCGACCGCAUGUUCGUGUUUGGGGGCCAGGGCGACAAGAAUGCCGUCAUGGCCGACCUGUGGAGCUUUGACUUCAAAAAAUGCAAGUGGGAGCAGCUGGGCGGCACCCAGCAAGCGACCGGCGACGCAGCAAAACAGAAGGACAGCAGCAGCAAGGCUGCGUCGCAGGGACCAAGACCAGAGGCGCGGUACGGCCAUGUGGCACUGUGCGAUGCCCAAGGCGAGCACAUGGUCGUCAUGGGCGGCUUCAACAAGCGACAGUCCUUUUCCGACAUCUGGCAGUUCCACUUCGCAACCGGCAAAUGGAUGAAGUGGGAUGUGCGCGGGACAGCACCGCGCGGCAUGGUCUUCCAUGCGGCGACGUGGAUUGACGAGCUGACUCUGUUCACGUUUGGCGGGCGCGAUGGCCAAUCCCAGUUUUUCGACGAUGCCAAAUACCUGGUGUUGCCCCAGCCGGAGGUGGUGAACGACAAGAAGAAGGGAGGCAAGAGAAACAAGAAGUCCCAACAACGUGGACCAGAUCUGGAGGCUCUGGUGCCAGACGAAGUGCUGCUUCUCAUCUUCUCCUAUCUUCGCAACGAUGUCACUUCCCUGUGCCAAGCUGCUUGCGCCUGUCGUCGGUGGAACAUGAUGAUCACGCUGGAGAACACCCUCUGGGUGGAUGCUGUUCAGGCCAUUCCCCAGUUGGCCUGGAGAAAUUUGCACCAGUUCCGCGACGUGCCUGGAGGCAUGCGCAGUGUA